GAGAGAGGAGAGAGAAGGGCAUCCAUGUUAAUAUUUUCUGUCUAUCCUGACCAGAAAAAUGUCCUCUUCUACUAGAAAUGGUUGUGUGCACCUCUCAUCAAACGCUGUGCUUCCUGUCCUUAUUAAACUCUUAACUCACUUAUUAAUAAGCAUUUGUUUAUUUCUCUCACACAUCCACACACACGUACUCAGCUCUCUCUUCCUGCACCUGCUCACACACAGUACACACACUGCACAACUCUCCAUCUCCACCCUCUCUCUCUCUCUCUCUCUCACUUAGAGGCACAUACAGAGAAAGAGAGAGAGAGGUCACCCCAAAUGAUCUCAUCUCUUACACAGAUUUAGCCCAACACGCCCAGGUUUAACCCAUUGAGAAACUCCAGAAAACACACACCACACACACACACACACAGACUUCUCUCUCCCAUCUCCCAAUACCUAUCCCACAAAGCACGAAGCGGCUCUUCAUUGUUCACCCAUUUCUUAACCAACCCACAUUACUCCACACACACACAAAGUGACAGAACACGGACAAGAGUUACAGCACAUGCAUUCAUGAGCAGAAUCCUGGGGAAUCGAUCAUCUGGUGCUGGUGCUGGUGCUUGUGGCUGCUAUACCGCUUUCAAAUCUCACUGUCGCACGAGAGAAAUUUCAGAAUAAUUUGUUUUCAUUAAAUGGGGUGUCUCAUAUCUCAGCUGGCCGCCAAAUUUGCUUUCUUCCCACCUACGCCGCCCACUUACAAGGUCAAGAAAAGGGACGACGGCAAGCUGGUGGCCGUCUCAACGACGUCGUCCCUGCCAAUAGCCAUCGAUGAUUCCUCCCUGGAUGUGUUGUCCAUUCAGACUAAAAGGGGCAACAAGAUUGUAGCUUUUUACUUGAGGAACCCGUACGCGAGGCUUACUUUGUUGUACUCUCAUGGCAAUGCGGCUGAUCUGGGACAGCUCUAUGACCUCUUUGUUCAGCUCAAAGCCAACCUUAGAGUUAAUCUCAUUGGGUAUGACUAUUCGGGUUAUGGAGCUUCUACUGGUAAGCCAAGUGAAUAUGACACAUAUGCGGACAUAGAGGCUGUAUACGAGUGUCUUCAAACUGAGUAUGGGAUUAGCCAAGAAGAUUUGAUUCUAUAUGGGCAAUCAGUUGGAAGUGGACCCACAUUACAUCUAGCAGCUAAAUUGCCGAGGUUGAGAGGUGUUGUUUUGCACAGUGCUAUCCUGUCUGGCCUUCGUGUUCUCUGUCACGUGAAGUUCACUCUGUGCUGUGAUAUUUACAAGAAUGCGAACAAAAUCCGGAAGGUCAAGUCUCCUGUGCUUGUUAUUCAUGGAACGGAGGAUGAUGUGGUAAAUUGGUUGCAUGGUGAUGGAUUGUGGAAAAAGGCAAGGGAACCGUAUGAGCCCUUGUGGAUUAAAGGAGGAGGCCACUGCAACUUGGAGCUGUAUCCCGAUUACAUCCGCCAUCUCUGCAGGUUUGUUCAAGAAAUGGAGAAUAUGAAUACUGAAAUUCGGCUCAGAAAGAUCCGACAGACUCUCCCCCUUCAGAAAAGGUCCAAGUCCGCUUCCAGGAACUCUACCAACAGUUGCUGUAAAAUUCAGUUCAGACGACCCAAAUGCCCGGAAUGUUUGAAUCCUAGCUGCAUAAAAUCCUGCUGCUGGUGGCCAAAAUGCCCCAAGUGGCGGCCAAAAUGCCCGGCGUGCUUCAAACCAAGCUGCUCCAUGUGUUCGUGUCGGUGCAAGAAAUGCUCGUGCAGGUGCACCAUGUGCUCGUGUUUGUGUGCUGCCAAGUGUUCAUGCUGGUGAUAUUUAACAGGGGGUAUAAUAAGAACGUUAAUGAUGAAGAGGAGAAAGGCUUAGAUUGUUGUACAGAUUGGAGCUCUUUAACACCCUUCUAAUGGUGCAGUAGCCUGUGACAUUUAGGAGUUCAAAUUCUAUACAAUGCAUUUUUCACUUUUCUUGCUUUUAUAAUGGGAUUCACUAUUGUAAUCCUUUUCUUGCAUUAUAUAGGUGGAAAUAUGAGUUUGUUUGUACCA
Molecule: messenger RNA, 2020 nt
Organism: Sesamum indicum (sesame)
Lineage: Eukaryota; Viridiplantae; Streptophyta; Magnoliopsida; Lamiales; Pedaliaceae
Product: alpha/beta-Hydrolases superfamily protein
Source: RefSeq, a predicted model, not a curated record